UCAAAUGUGGUCUUUGUAACUUGCUGUUUGUGUUCACUGUUACGUAACCGCGAUGUUCUUUCGGAAGUGACAUUUUAUAGUGUAAAGUGAUAAAGAACUCGUGGAAAAUGUUGGCGGACGGUGAAAUUGUUGGUGAUGGUUCGUGGAACCUCACCGUUUACGUGACAGACUUAAAUGAGAAACGUACUAUGGUUGUGAAGGGCGACAUGCACAUCGGCGGGGUUAUGUUGAAACUGACAGAGAGCUUCGAGUUUAAGAAAGACUGGUCAGAUCAUGCACUCUGGUGGCCGACUCGCAACAAAUGGCUCUCAAGACCCAAACAUACCCUGGACCAGUACUCCGUACACGCCGACGCCACGCUCCACUUCACGCCAAUGCACAAGCCCAUUAGGAUUCAGCUGCCAGAUCUCAGAUACAUUGAUUUCAAGAUAGACUUCUCGAUAGAUACAUUCAGUGCUGUUGUUCAGCUUUGCAAGAGCAUCGGUAUAAGACAUCCAGAAGAGCUAUCCCUAUGCUACCCGUUGGAGCAGUCGCACUUGAAACAGAACUACCAAAACCUAAAACAAGCUAAGAGUAUAAAGUCAAAUCAACCUGACACAAAUACAUUCAACCCCAUCGUGAGAGGCUCUUCCAACAGUCUGGACAGAUCCAAUGGCCCGUGUCCAGCGACACCGCCCCCACCGAGAUCAUCAUCUGCUACUCCUAUAGCACAGCAGAAUGGCACACUCAGACGGUAUGGUGGACACAUUUACAGCACUCAAAGCGACGGCUCCAGCGACGGUGGCUACUGCGGUACUCCACCACGAGCUGCCUCCUUAGAUGCGCUGGACUCCUUAGCAGACUCUCCCAUAGAAACUACCAGCCUGUCACGAGAUUCACUCUUAACCCCUAAGUCGCUCGUGGAACGAGCGAGGAUGAAUGUUGGAUGGUUGGACUCAUCGCUGUCUAUCAUGGAGCAGUAUGUCCGCGAAUGGGAUGUCCUCCAACUGAGAUUCAAAUUCUAUUCCUUCUACGAUUUGACUGCGCGACAACAAGACGCAUCUAGACUCAACCAGCUGUACCAACAGGCGCGCUGGCAGAUCCUCAACCAGGAAGUCCACUGUACCGAAGAGGAGAUGCUUUUAUUUGCAGCGCUCCAGCUGCAAAUCGAACUGCAAACCCUGGCCGGUGGCAGUAUAGACGCGGCUGAUGGGGCACAGUCGACGCCGGGUGCAGCACCAGAGGACGAGAUCGACGCAGCCCUAAGUGAGCUGCAAGCUCACUUGGAAGGUGGACCACCAGCUAGGCCUGACAUCACCCAAGUACCAGAGCUCAGUGGAUACUUGAAAUAUCUUAGGCCGAGGCGGUUCUCACUGAAGGCGUACAAGCGCGGAUGGCUGUCCUGCCGUGAUGGGGUGCUCCGCAUCCACUCGUCUCGUGACGCUGCGGCCAAGGGCGAAGCCCCAUCGUACGAGGUCGAGCUAAGGGGGGCUGAGGUAACGCCUGAUGCUCACCCAGGCUCGGGGAGGUACAGCAUCAAACUGGAAGUGCCGUCAGAGGACGCCAUGCACGAAAUGUGGCUUAAAUGUGAAAAUGAGGAGCAGUACGCGGAGUGGGUGGCGGCGUGCCGGCUGGGCUCGCGCGGGCGGUCGCUGGCGGACGCGGCGUUCGCGUCGGAGGCGGCCGCCGUGCGCGCGCUGCUGGCGCUGCAGGUGCCGCGCCCCGCCGCCGCCACCGCCGCGCACCACCUCCCGCACCUCCACCACGUGCAGCCCGACAACUACCUCGCGCCCAGGUUCCUCAAGAAGCUCAAGGCCAAGUUCACCCAACGCGUUUUGGAGAGCCAUGCCAACGUAAAAGACCUUCCACUUCUCGAAGCCAAACUGCAGUACAUCAAGACAUGGCAAAAUCUUCCUGAUUAUGGGCAAACAUUGUUUGUUGUACGCUUCAUGGGACAUCGCAAGGAUGAGAUCAUAAGCGUCACGAAUAAUCGCAUCAUGAGACUCGACCCCAACACUGGAGACCACAUCAAAACUUGGAGGUUCAGCACUAUGAAGGCAUGGAAUGUAAAUUGGGAGAUCAAACACAUGAUGGUGCAGUUCGAAGAAGGCAACAUCAUAUUCUCGGUGCAGUCAGCAGACUGUAAAGUGGUGCACGAGUUUAUCGGUGGAUACAUAUUCCUCUCGAUGCGAUCCAAGGACGCAAACCAAACAUUGAAUGAAGAACUGUUCCACAAACUCACUGGUGGUUGGACAUAAACAUUACUACUAUAUUUUAGGGAAUCUUCAUGCGAUUCUUAGUAUGUCAAACAAAAAUAAGGAUGUUUUACGAUACAAUUGAAUCAUGCCAUUAUUAGGUACUAGUAUUUUAUACAAAAUAGGGAUUUUGAUAAUGUUCAAUAAUAUACACAAUACUUUUAUAUAUUUGCUUCUAAAAUUUCUAAUGCAAUUUUCUUAUAUUACAUAUAAAAUCGCAUGAAAUAAGGGCUUAUAAAAUGUGCCUUUAAUAUUAAUCUUGAUUGAAUUCCCUAUAUUAUAAGGUACAUGUAGAUUAUAAAUACUUUUAUUAAUAAUGAAUAUAUUAUUAUAAUAACAAAGUUAUUGUUUUUCACUAAGUUAUUACUUAUAUUGUAAUGGAUUAUUUAAUUGUCUGAUUUCAGAAUGUUUUUAAUUAAAUAUAGAGCUUCCAACUGUGUAAAAGCCAAAUAAUUAUAAUGUGAAUGAACACAGUAAUGCUGUAACCAGAGUAGGGCAUUAAAUAUAUUACUGUAAGCGACGGUAAAAGCUUUUGAUAGAUAAAUAAGUUAUAAUUUUUAUAAUAUUUAAUAGAGUAAAUGUAUUUUUUCAUUACACUAUAUUGAGAGUAAAGUGCCAUUAUAGAAAAGGUAAAUACAGCAUCUGACGGAUCUGAUUUGUGACCACCAUUUUUACACUUAACUACUAGUGGUCGUGUUUUAUGUGAAUUACUUGACUUGGUACCACCAAGCCGUUAUGAAUUCGUGUAGCGAGUAGAGGAUAUCAUUAUACCUUGACUAGCUUGGCGGUGGGUUAUAGAUAUCGCCCGUACGGCCGAAAGACAGAUAAAUCGACGGGUAUGCGCGCAAAGCUCAUCGCGUAUAUACAUGUUUAUACAAUUGUGUGUCCAUACACAAGGUACUGGUCACCAUAGCCGGGUUUUCUACGAAUUCAACCCAAUAGCUAAAGUGUUAAAAGCCAAUAUAGUAGUCAAACACACGAGAUCAAACAAGGUGAGACAUUCACAGCAACUUUGGUGCUUCUACGGGAAACUAUACUAGGGUAAUAUUGAGUGGCCUUAAUUCAUACAGAAUAAUACUAUAUUUUACACAUGACAAUGUAAAUAACUUUAGUUAGGCAUGUAUCGUUUAAUUAACGCCAAUAAAAUGAAUCUAUGAAAUUUGCGGCUUUAGAAUUCUUAUUCUUGUAUAAGUAACCUUAUUAAAUAAAAAUAAUGUAUUUUAUUGUCGUGGACUACUAGUCUCAUUGAGUUCGCAUAAAAUGCUGUCUUGUUUGUUUAAGUUUAGAAUUAAAAAUUGUAUUGUAUUAACAAAGUUUGCCUUAUUUUACUGUAGAGUUAUUGUACAAAUUGUAUGUACAUUUAUAUGGAUAAUAUAGUGUCUGAUUGUAAAUUAAUGUCCAAAUAAA
Achroia grisella is the source of this 3641-nucleotide messenger RNA. Its product is annotated as unc-112-related protein-like. Gene Ontology annotation, molecular function: integrin binding. The record is from RefSeq and is a predicted model, not a curated record. Gene Ontology annotation, biological process: cell-matrix adhesion; integrin-mediated signaling pathway. Gene Ontology annotation, cellular component: cell-substrate junction. NCBI's taxonomy places the organism in Eukaryota, Metazoa, Arthropoda, Insecta, Lepidoptera, Pyralidae. Bases 108 to 2237 code for a protein of 709 amino acids. The transcript is spliced from 11 exons.